AUGCAUUCUCACACCAGCGGUUACAACUUGAGCCGGACACAGGGCUCCAAAGCUGGAUCGCCAGUUUAUGAGCAUAUGAUCCUACAAUUAAUCGAUCUUGACGCUAUAGACAAAAGCACACAAAAUAGGCGAGCCUUUGUGUCCGUCGGUGACAGUCGAGAUCGCAAACAGGCGUGUCUCAUUAACCUAGCAUCGUGGUCUGUGUCUGUACCUAUACGGUUCUUCGCCCUCAUCACGGGUACGCCUUGGUCUGCUCUACCAUUCUCCACUCUCUUCAUGCUUAGUUGCCAGGCUGCUGCGCACAUUGCACACUCUUGCUUCUCUCUGCAGGUACCUCUAACAUCCAGUAAGCCUCGGGCACACCGACAAGCCAGUCAGUGGGUUAUGACGAGCCUGUCGCGGCAGACAGCGCAGCAACGCAGGCCUCUCGGCUACAGACCAUCCGACUUCUCCUGA
Molecule: messenger RNA, 456 nt
Organism: Protopolystoma xenopodis
Lineage: Eukaryota; Metazoa; Platyhelminthes; Monogenea; Polystomatidea; Polystomatidae
Source: the annotation of a GenBank genome assembly